CCUAUCUGUCUCAGUGUGGGCGUAUCCGCCAGUGUCCCCCGUCCCUCGUUAUAAACUGUCGGACACUACGCGGCUCAGGGCCAGGGGAACGUUACUUUCUAACCGCAGCUAUGGGAAACAGUGUUGCCCGGCAGGACUUUGACUGGGUGUAUACCGACCAGCCGCACGCUGACAGGAGGAAAGAGAUCCUGGCUAAAUACCCAGAAAUUAAAUCUCUCAUGAAACCAGAUCAUAAUUUAAUCUGGAUUGUUACGUUGAUGGUAAUUACUCAGUUUAUAGCAUUUUAUCUGGUAAAAGACAUGGACUGGAAAUGGCUAAUGUUCUGGACAUAUGUUUUUGGCAGCUGCAUCAGUCACUCCAUGACCUUGGCCAUCCAUGAAAUCUCACACAAUAGUGCAUUUGGGAACAGCAAAGCCAUGUGGAACCGUUUCUUUGGAAUUUUUGCCAAUCUGCCCAUCGGUCUCCCCUAUUCAGUCUCCUUCAAGAGAUACCACAUGGAUCAUCAUCGCUAUCUGGGAGGGGAUGGCAUUGAUGUGGAUAUUCCCACGGACUUUGAGGGCUGGUUUUUCUGCACACGGCUAAGAAAACUUGUUUGGAUUAUUCUUCAACCUCUCUUCUAUGCCAUUCGACCUUUGUGCAUCAACCCAAAACCCAUUACUCAGCUGGAAUUGAUAAACUUGUUCGUUCAGUUUUCCUUUGAUGCACUUGUUUAUUAUUUUCUGGGAGGAAAAUCUCUAGUUUACAUGCUAGUGGGAUCCAUACUCGGUCUGGGGUUGCACCCCAUCUCAGGGCACUUCAUAGCGGAACAUUACAUGUUUUUAAAAGGCCAUGAGACCUACUCUUACUAUGGUCCUCUGAACUAUCUGACCUUUAAUGUUGGCUACCACAAUGAGCAUCAUGAUUUCCCCAGUGUUCCUGGCAAAAACCUUCCGUUGGUGAGAAAAAUUGCAGCUGAAUAUUAUGACCCACUGCCACAGUACAGCUCCUGGGUCAAGGUUCUGUAUGACUUUAUAAUGGACGAUACACUCAGCCCAUACUCCCGUAUCAAAAGGAAAUUAAAGGGAGAAGUAAAACAGGAAUAAUCUAGCAAUGCAAAGGACUUGUGUUAACACCAAGAGAUGUUCUGGUUAUUUGUACAGGAAACCUGUCAAUACCAAAAGAGAUUAAUCUCUAGUGACACUGCUAUUUUACCUUCUUAAAUUCCACAUGGGUCACUUGUUUAGGAGCAGUUGCAGAAUUAUAGCUUCUUUGCUCAUGUCACUGAGCUAAUUAUACUCUAUAAAUCUCCUACACUGUUUGUUUCAAUUAUUUUUUUUCUUUGUGUACCAGGAUACUAUGAUUUAACUUGGCGCUUUAUAUACCGGAAACCAUUUCAGCUCCUUUACAUGUUAAGCUCACGCUGAUGUUACCCCCUUAUCAUUUUUAUCUGUUCUUUUACUUCUAUUCCACUAGUGUUCUAGAAGGGGGUUUUAAAUAUUUUAAUUUAAUUAAUGUUUUGUAAUUCUGAUGAAAUUACAAUUCUGUUUUGUAUAAGGCUAUGAUUUUGUUUCCCCCCCCCCCCCCCCCCCACUUUGAACUUUCCCAGUCAUUUUUUUUUUUUUGAGCAAUGACACUUAAAGUGAAUGUCAAUUUUGAUGCUAAAGUGCCCGGUUUUUAAAAAUUAGAUUAAAAACAGGUGCACUUUAAUUCAUCAAUUUACAUUUCACUCCUGUUGUGAAAAAAUACUUACCUUUUAAUCUUCACAGCAGCUCCAGCUUCCUCCGGUCGUUGCAAGUAAUUUCUGACAUCAGAAAUGAUGGAUAGGUCAUCCUCCAAUCACGGCUCCCCCCCCCCCCCCCGGGGGAAAUCAGUGUCUGAUUCAACGCAGUGAUUGGAGGAAGCUGGAUUCCUCAUUUUAGACCCAGGAAGAGGCUUUGCGAUGGGUGGAGGAAGCUGGAGCUGCUGUGAAGAUUUAAAGGCAAGUUGUUGUGUUUUUUUUUGUUUGGUUUUUUUUUGUUUGGUUUUUUGCCUCAAUAGGAGUGAAAUGUAAAUUUUGAUUAAUUAAAGUGCCCCUGUUUUUAAUCUAAUUUUUAAAAACCGGGGACUUUAGCAUCAAAAUUGACAUUCACUUUAAAGACACUCCAUUGUACAAUUACCACGGUAAGCCAUCCAGAUAACUGCACUUAGGAAAUUCUAUAUCUUGGUUUCAAAUGGUCUUGGGAUACUGUACAGAAAAUCAUGACCACAGAACUUUUUUUUUAAAACAAGAAACCAUGAAUUACCUUUUGCCACAUUAACACUGGUGAGUAAAUACGUUUGCAUAUAUAACCUUAUUGUUACUUAUAGGGAUCAAACCUGUCCCACAGAAUCAUUUUGACAUUUUAAAAAGGUGCGUGCCGUUAUUGGCGCCACAUGCACUUGGUCAGUGCACAUGAUUGGUAGUUUUGCUCAGUUCACAGUAUGGGGUGUGACUAUGCAUGAGUGCUGGAGUAGAGAGAUCAGCAGAAAGCUUGUGCACUGAUCAGGGCAUUGCUGCUUAAGUAGAAGCAUACUAUGCUGGGGCUGUACUUUUUAUAUCCCGUUAACUGGUAGAACACAGAUCUAUGAAUGUGAUACAUAUGAGAGGUGGAUGAGUACAGGUUAAAUCUAGUAUAUAACUUCUAGUAAGAUAAAAUAUAUAUAUAUUUAUAAUAUUUUAGUCCAGCACUCACGAUUCGUCAAAACAUCAGCCCAGGGUGCUUCCAAACCACUAGAUGAGCAAUAAAGACACGGAAGCACUCUCCAGGACUUCCCAGAAUCGUCACUAUUUCAUGUAACGUUUUGGGGUUUUACCCCCUUCGUCAGACGCCUUAAAACAAGCUUGUUUUAAGGUGGAUGACGAAGGGGGUAAAAUCCUGAAACGUUACAUUAAAUAGUGACUAUUCUGAGAAGUCCAGAGUGUUUCUGUGUCUUUAUUGUGUGUAUAUAUAGCUAUAUCCCAUAGAUCGACCGGAACCUCUAAACACUUGUGAAAUCUGACUUGAAUUUAGCUAGAUCAUAUCACAAGUAUGAGAGAGAUUUUAACUUUACGCAAUUCCUGUUUAUGCUUCACAUGCACAGGGACUUAGUAAGGAGAAAUAAAAGAGCUGUCACCCUGUCAUAUCUGUAAGCAUUGCUUAAAGGGACACUAAACCCACAUUUCUCCAACGUUGGUGUGUCCGGUCCACGGGAAUAUCUCUUCCCCAACAGGAAAUGGCAAAGAGUCCCAGCAAAAGCUGGCCAUAUAGUCCCUCCUAGGCUCCGCCCACCCCAGUCAUUCUCUUUGCCGUUGCACAGGCAACAUCUCCACGGAGAUGGUUAAGAGUAUGUGGUGUUUUAGUUGUAGUUUUUUAUUCUACUAUCAAGAGUUUAUUUUAAAAUAGUGCUGGUAUGUACUAUUUACUCUGAUACAGAAAAAGAUGAAGAAUCUGUUUGUGAGAGGAAGAUGAUUUUAGCAGAUAGUAACUAAAAUCGGGUGCUGUUUCCACAUAGGACUGUUGAGAUGAAGUAACUUCAGUUGGGGGAAACAGUUAGCAGACUUUUUCUGCUUAAGGUAUGACUAGACAUAUUUCUAACAAGACUGUGUAAUGCUGGAAGGCUGUCAUUUCCCCUCAUGGUGACCGGUAAGCCAUUUUCUUAAUCUCAAACAGAAUAAAGGGCUUAAUAUGGGCUAUAAAACUGGUAGACACUUUUAUGGGCAAAAUCGAUUGCUUUAUUUGGGCAUUUUAUACACGUUUAUGCUUGUAAUUCACACUUAUAAGCUUGGGGAACGUUUAACGUCAGGCACUGUGUUAGACACCUUUCCAGUCAGGAAGGGCCUUCCCAGUUGUAGGCUGAGCCUCAUUUUCGCGCCAUUACUGCGCAGUUGCUUUUUGAGAGCAGACAUGCAGAUGCAUGUGUGAGGAUCCCAAAGUAGUUGGAAAACUUCCUAGAAGGCUUCAUUUGGUAUCGUAUUCCCCUCUGGGUUUGGUAAAGUCGCAGCAAAGGCUGUAGCUGGGACUGUAGAGGGGUUAAAACUGUAACCGGCUCCGGUUUCUUUAAGGGUUAAAGCUUUGAAAAUUGGUGUGCAAUACCUUGAAUGCUUUAAGACACUGGUGAAAAUUUGGUAAUUUUUUAACAAUUCCUUCAUACUUUUUCACAUAUUCAGUAAUAAAGUGUGCACUGUUUAAAAUUUAAAGUGACAGUAACGUUCUGUUUAAAAACGUUUUUUUUGUACUUUAUUGACAAGUUUAAGCCUGUUUAACAUGUCUGCACCUUCAGAUAAGCUAUGUUCUAUAUGUAUGAAAGCCAAUGUGUCUCCCCCUUCAAAAUUGUGUGAUAAUUGUGCCAUAGCGUCCAAACAAAGUAAGGACAGUACUGCCACAGAUAAUGAAAUUGCCCAAGAUGAUUCCUCAGAUGAAGGGAGUAGACAUGGUUCUACAUCAUCUCCUUCUGUGUCUACACCAGUUUUGCCCACGCAGGAGGCCCCUAGUACUUCUAGCGCGCCAAUGCUUAUUACCAUGCAACAAUUGACGGCUGUAAUGGAUAACUCCAUAGCAAAUAUUUUAUCCAAAAUGCCUGCAUAUCAGAGAAAGCGUGAUUGCUCUGUUUUAAACACUGAAGAGCAGGAGGGCGCUGAUAAUUGCUCUGUCAUACCCUCACACCAAUCUGAAGGGGCCAUGAGGGAGGUUUUGUCAGAUGGGGAAAUUUCAGAUUCAGGUAGAAUUUCUCAACAGGCUGAACCUGAUGUUGUGACAUUUAAAUUUAAAUUAGAGCAUCUCCGUGCACUGCUUAAGGAGGUGUUAUCUACUCUGGAUGAUUGUGACAACUUGGUCAUUCCAGAAAAAUUAUGCAAGAUGGACAAGUUCCUAGAGGUUCCGGUGCACCCCGACACUUUUCCUAUACCCAAGCGGGUGGCGGGCAUAGUGAAUAAGGAGUGGGAGAGGCCCGGCAUACCUUUUGUCCCCCCUCCUAUAUUUAAAAAAUUAUUUCCUAUGGUCGACCCCAAAAAGGACUUAUGGCAGACAGUCCCUAAGGUCGAGGGGGCAGUUUCUACUCUAAACAAACGCACUACUAUCCCUAUCGAGGAUAAUUGUGCUUUCAAAGAUCCUAUGGAUAAAAAAUUGGAGGGUUUGCUUAAAAAGAUUUUUGUACAGCAAGGUUACCUCCUGCAACCCAUUUCGUGCAUUGUUCCUGUCACUACAGCAGCGUGGUUCUGGUUCGAGGAACUGGAAAAGUCGCUCAGUAGAGAGACUCCAUAUCAGGAGGUUAUGGACAGAGUUCACGCACUCAAGUUGGCUAAUUCUUUUAUUUUAGAUGCCGCUUUGCAAUUAGCUAGAUUAGCGGCGAAAAAUUCAGGGUUUGCAAUUGUGGCGCGCAGAGCGCUUUGGCUAAAGUCUUGGUCAGCGGAUGUAUCUUCCAAGACAAAAUUACUUAAUAUCCCCUUCAAGGGUAAAACUCUCUGUGGGCCAGAAUUGAUAGAGAUUAUUUCUGACAUCACUGGGGGAAAGGGCCACGCCCUUCCACAAGAUAGACCUUUCAAAGCCAAGAAUACGUCUAAUUUUCGUUCCUUUCGCAAUUUCAGGAACGGACUGACCUCUAACUCUGCAUCCUCUAAACAAGAGAGUAACGCUUCACAAACCAAACCAGCCUGGAAACCGAUGCAAGGCUGGAACAAGGGUAAGCAGGCCAAGAAGCCUGCUGCUGCUAACAAAACAGCAUGAAGGAGUAGCCCCCGAUCCUGGACCGGAUCUAGUAGGGGGCAGACUCUCUCUCUUUGCUCAGGCUUGGGCAAGAGAUGUUCAGGAUCCCUGGACGCUAGAAAUAGUUUCUCAGGGUUAUCUCCUGGAAUUCAAGGAACUACCCCCAAGGGGAAGGUUCCACAUAUCUCACUUAUCCUCAAACCAAAUAAAGAGACAAGCAUUCUUACAUUGUGUAGACCUGUUAAAAAUGGGAGUGAUACACCCAGUUCCAAUGGCGGAACAAGGAAUGGGAUUUUACUCAAAUCUGUUCAUAGUUCCCAAAAAAGAGGGAACCUUCAGACCAAUUCUGGAUUUAAAAAUCCUAAACAAAUUUCUCAGAGUACCAUCGUUCAAAAUGGAAACCAUUCGAACGAUUCUACCUACAAUCCAGGAAGGUCAAUUUAUGACUACCGUGGAUCUAAAGGAUGCGUAUCUACAUAUCCCUAUCCACAAAGAACAUCAUCAGUUCCUAAAGUUCGCCUUUCUGGACAAACAUUACCAGUUUGUGGCCCUCCCAUUCGGGUUAGCCACUGCUCCAAGGAUUUUCACAAAGGUACUCGGGUCCCUUCUAGCGGUUCUAAGACCGAGGGGCAUUGCAGUAGUACCAUACUUGGACGACAUUCUAAUACAAGCGUCGUCUCUUUCAAAGGCAAAAGCUCAUACAGACAUCGUUCUGGCCUUUCUCAGAUCUCACGGAUGGAAGGUGAACAUAGAAAAAAGUUCCCUGUCUCCGUCGACAAGAGUUCCUUUCUUGGGAACAAUAAUAGAUUCUUUAGAAAUGAGGAUUCUUUAGAAAUGCAUGGAAGUAGUAGGGUUGAUGGUUGCAGCAAUGGACAUAGUUCCUUUUGCGCGAAUUAAUCUAAGACCAUUACAACUGUGCAUGCUGAAACAGUGGAAUGGGGACUAUACAGACUUGUCUCCAGUGAUUCAAGUAGAUCAGAAGACCAGAGAUUCACUCCGUUGGUGGCUAACCCUGGACCACCUAUCCCAGGGAAUGAGCUUCCGCAGACCAGAGUGGGUCAUCGUCACGACCGACGCCAGUCUAGUGGGCUGGGGCGCGGUCUGGGAAUCCCUGAAAGCUCAGGGACUAUGGUCUCGGGAAGAGUCUCUUCUCCCGAUAAACAUUCUGGAACUGAGAGCGAUAUUCAAUGCUCUCAGGGCUUGGCCUCAGCUAGCAAAGGCCAGAUUCAUAAGAUUCCAAUCAGACAACAUGACUACUGUUGCUUAUAUCAAUCAUCAGGGGGGAACAAGGAGUUCCCUGGCGAUGAAAGAAGUGACCAAAAUAAUACAAUGGGCGGAGGAUCACUCCUGCCACCUAUCUGCGAUCCACAUCCCAGGUGUGGAAAACUGGGAGGCGGAUUAUCUGAGUCGUCAGACUUUCCAUCCGGGGGAGUGGGAACUCCACCCGGAGAUCUUUGCCCAGUUUACUCAAUUAUGGGGCAUUCCAGACAUGGAUCUGAUGCCGUCUCGUCAGAACUUCAAGGUUCCUUGCUACGGGUCCAGAUCCAGGGAUCCCAAGGCGACUCUAGUGGAUGCAUUAGUAGCGCCUUGGACCUUCAACCUAGCCUAUGUGUUUCCACCGUUUCCUCUCAUUCCCAGGCUGGUAGCCAGGAUCAAGCAGGAGAGGGCUCCGGUGAUCUUGAUAGCCCCUGCGUGGCCACGCAGGACUUGGUAUGCAGACCUGGUGAAUAUGUCAUCGGUUUCACCAUGGAAGCUACCUCUGAGACAGGAUCUUCUUGUACAGGGUCCAUUCGAACAUCCAAAUCUGGUCUCCCUCCAGCUGACGGCUUGGAAAUUGAACGCUUGAUUCUAUCAAAGCGUGGGUUUUCAGAUUCUGUGAUACUCUAGUUCAAGCCAGAAAACCGGUAACUAGAAAAAUUUACCAUAAAAUAUGGUAAAGAUAUAUCUGCUGGUGUGAAUCCAAGGGAUUCUUAUGGAAUAAGGUCAAAAUUCCUAAGAUCCUUUCCUUUCUACAAGAAGGUUUGGAUAAAGGAUUAUCAGUGAGUUCUCUAAAGGGACAGAUUUCUGCUUUAUCUGUCUUAUUACACAGACUGGCAGCUGUGCCAGAUGUUCAAGCAUUUGUUCAGGCUCUGGUUAGGAUCAAGCCUGUUUACAGACCUUUGACUCCUCCCUGGAGUUUAAAUCUAGUUCUUUCAGUUCUUCAAGGGGUUCCGUUUGAACCUCUACAUUCCAUAGAUAUUAAGUUGUUAUCUUGGAAAGUUCUGUUUUUGGUUGCUAUUUCUUCUGCUAGAAGAGUUUCUGAGUUAUCUGCUUUGCAGUGUUCUCCACACUAUCUGGUGUUCCAUGCAGAUAAGGUGGUUUUGCGUACUAAGCCUGGUUUUCUUCCAAAGGUUGUUUCUAACAAAAAUAUUAACCAGGAGAUAGUUGUACCUUCUUAGUUUCCGAAUCCAGUUUCAAAGAAGGAACGUUUGUUGCACAAUUUGGACGUAGUCCGUGCUCUAAAAUUCUAUUUAGAAGCUACAAAGGAUUUCAGACAAACAUCUUCUCUGUUUGUCGUCUAUUCUGGUAAGAGGAGAGGUCAAAAAGCGACUUCUACCUCUUUCCUUUUGGCUUAAAAGCAUCAUCCGAUUGGCUUACGAGACUGCUGGACGGCAGCCCCCUGAAAGAAUCACAGCUCACUCUACUAGGGCUGUGGCUUCCACAUGGGCCUUCAAGAACGAGGCUUCUGUUGAUCAGAUAUGUAAGGCAGCGACUUGGUCUUCACUGCACACUUUUGCCAAAUUUUACAAAUUUGAUACUUUUGCUUCUUCGGAGGCUGUUUUUGGGAGAGAGGUUUUGCAAGCCGUGGUGCCUUCCGUUUAGGUAACCUGAUUUGCUCCCUCCCUUCAUCCGUGUCCUAAAGCUUUGGUAUUGGUUCCCACAAGUAAGGAUGACGCCGUGGACCGGACACACCAAUGUUGGAGAAAACAGAAUUUAUGCUUACCUGAUAAAUUACUUUCUCCAACGGUGUGUCCGGUCCACGGCCCGCCCUGGUUUUUUAAUCGGGUUUGAUUAAUUAUUUUCUCUAACUAGUCACCACGGCACCCUAUAGUUUCUCCUGUUUUUUCCUCCUGUCCGUCGGUCGAAUGACUGGGGUGGGCGGAGCCUAGGAGGGACUAUAUGGCCAGCUUUUGCUGGGACUCUUUGCCAUUUCCUGUUGGGGAAGAGAUAUUCCCGCAAGUAAGGAUGACGCCGUGGACCGGACACACCGUUGGAGAAAGUAAUUUAUCAGGUAAGCAUAAAUUCUGUUUUUUUUUUUUUCAGAUAGAGCAUGCAAUUUUAAGCAACUUUCUAAUUUACUCCUAUUAAUUUUUCUUCAUUCUCUAGCUUUAUUUGAAAGAAGACAUCUAAGCUAUUUUUCUGGUUCAGAACCAUGAAAAGCACUUGUUUAUUGGUGGGUGAAUUUAUCCACCAAUCAGCAAGAACAACACAAAAAUGGGCCGGCAUCUAAACUUGCAUUCUUGCAUUUCAAAUAGAUACCAAGAGAAUGAAGAACAUUUGAUAAAAGGAGUAAAUUAGAAAGUUGCUUAAAAUUGCAUACUCUAUCUGAAUUGCAAAAGAAGAAAAUUGGGUUCAGUGUCCCUUUAAUGCAUUUAUUUGCAGUCAUGAUAUGUGCACGUGCUAUACAUGCAUUCUUUGCAGAGGGUAGUUCUUCUUCUAAAUAUUUUUAAUGAGUUUUGUUUGUAGUGAAAACAUUUUAAUGACUGAAAGAUAUUGUCUUCACAUCAACUGAUCAUUAUUUUCAUGGCUAUAGUAUUUUUCACAACGCUAAACUGUUUGCCAACAUUCAGGCUAUGGAAUGAGCUGCCAAUAAUAUCGCCUGCAUAUAAUCGUGUAUCUGCAGAAAAAUGGGUGGGCUGCUGUUGAAGAAAAAUCAUGUUAUUGGUACCAGUUUGUUUUAAUUACACAUAAAAUGGUUAAUCACUCUCCAAGGUUAUACCAUAAGCAUUAAAGGGGGGCAUUAAGCACUAAAUACAUUUCAUGCACCCUCUCUAAUAAUGGGAGUUGCCAUUAUGGAAUUUACACUGCAGGUAUCUUAACCAGAGUUGCUGCACAUGUGAAUAAAUCAACCCUGGAAUGUAGUGAAACCUAGAUUUCAACAUGGUGGCAGCCAUGACUAGAAUAGCCUCUACUAAAUGUAUUUAGUAUUUAAUGGCCCUUUAAUAUGAUUUAAAAGGGACACUAGACACCUUGCUUUGUGUAAAAAAAAAAUGUGCUGGUCUUAUACUUCCUAGAGAGGGACAGUCUACUACAAUUUUUUUGUUUAAAAAGAUAAUCCCUUUAUUACCUACACUGUUAUAUUAAUAUACGUUUUACCUCUGUGGUUACCUUGUAUCUAACACUCUGCAGACUACCCCUUAUCUCAUUGCUAUUUACAGACUUACAGAAUUUUGGAGUAGACUGUACCUUUAAACCUAAGUUUUCCUCAAAGUUGCCUAAAUCAGCUAUUUGAUUUGCAGCAAUUCGAACAAAACCUAGGUUACAGAAUUUGCUUUUUGGCGUUGCUAGGGGGACAGGCACAAUCUUUACACAAAAACAAGAACUGUUGAAUGUCCCUUUUAUAUUAGGCUGUAUUUUUUAGCAGUAAAAUAAAGAUACAUGUUUUGCCUGUUCUCUGUUUUUAGAUUAGUUCUGCCAAAACUAUUUUGUUUGUGUUUGUAUCAUGUCCCUGCUCAGACAUCAUAACCUUCAUAACGAAGUUGGGUAGGAGACUAUUUACAUUUUUGUUCUAUUUCACCUGAAUCUGUUGCCUCAUUUCUGAGUUUCUUUAACUUCCAAAGAUCUUGUGUUCUUGUAAAUUAAAAAAAAAAAAAAGUAAACUGGUCCAUCACUUGCUUGUCGAAAAGCUGCUUUCAUAAAGAUGUCAGUAUUAAAAGGAAUUAUUGUAACUAUUAAAAUAAGUUUAUUAAAUGUA
This is a messenger RNA of Bombina bombina (fire-bellied toad), 10632 nucleotides long. RefSeq names its product delta 4-desaturase, sphingolipid 1 (gene DEGS1). Gene Ontology annotation, biological process: ceramide biosynthetic process. Gene Ontology annotation, cellular component: membrane. The record is from RefSeq and is a predicted model, not a curated record. Bases 111 to 1082 code for a protein of 323 amino acids. Gene Ontology annotation, molecular function: sphingolipid delta-4 desaturase activity. Lineage: Eukaryota; Metazoa; Chordata; Amphibia; Anura; Bombinatoridae. The transcript has 3 exons.